This is a messenger RNA of Acaulospora colombiana, 1920 nucleotides long. The record is from the annotation of a GenBank genome assembly. Lineage: Eukaryota; Fungi; Glomeromycota; Glomeromycetes; Diversisporales; Acaulosporaceae.
AUGGACAAUAUAGUUAACUCCUAUAUCAGGGAGAUUGAGGGUUACCUCAACAACAAACGGAUAAUGUGUGAGGCGGAAGGGAGAAGGGAUUUUAUCCCGUUGAUAGAUCGAACGGUACAAAUGGUACGUUCAAUAAAAUAUCCGCUAGCACCGGAGACGACUUCCAGCAUGAAUGUCAAUGAACAAGGCAAAAGUUCGUCACAACAUACAUUUGAACGCCCACCCGAGAAAAUGUAUCAUUAUGCAGAAGGGGAGGCGAUCGACUGUGCCAUAUGCAUCGAGCAGGUUGAAGCAAAGCAUGCCCAAGUGGAAAAAUAUGUCAAACAACCAAGGACUUGGGAACAUCCACUAAGCAGUCCCCCAACUCCGCAAAAUCUCAGCGAACCAAAUGAUAUGCCACAUCCGGGAGAAUUAGAUUUUGCCAACUUUCAACGUGUCCUGGUUUUUAAAGUCAUCCUCAAUUUUGAAGGAGUACUGCAAGUUGUGAAUUCUAUCUUCGGUGGAAGAUUGAAUCUCGGCCAUCCGUUUCGCAACGACAAUGGUGCUGAAGAAGACUUUUUCGAUAAUGAAGACAAUAGUGAUGACGUCUCAGAUGUGGACCAAGUAGACUAUGAACCUCGUUUUGAAGGGGUCCACGAUCAUCUCGAAAAUUAUGACAGCGAUUCAGACGAUGAGUCGAAUUCAUCCGAAGAAGAUCUUGAAUAUGAUCAAAAUAAUUCUCAUAGAUAUCGUUCACAUCGUAAUUCGCAAUAUAACGGUUCAACUGAUAAUCUUUCUAUGCAAGGAAGAAGAGCCCGCCUUGUCAUGCAUGCUAGCAACAGUCGCAUCGAUGACCUACCAGAUGGAGUUGGUAACGAUGAUGAUCAAGACAAUAUUGAUCACAGGCAACAAGGCAGGGAAUCUCGAUCCAUAUUACGAGAACGUCGAGAACGCGAUGCUUCUUCAAUGAGGUCCUGUUCCCCAUCGCUUUCUCGCCACCGAAGCGAUCCACCCAGGAAUAAUUACCACAGCUAUUACCUUGAGAGGGAACGAGAAGACUCACGUCGUGUUUCGAGUCGAGAUAGCGAAAUGGACGGGACGUCAUUAAGUAGACACGACAGUAGUUCCUCGUUCAUAGAACAUGCCACUCAAAUGCUAUACGAACGUUCUCCAAGUUACUUUGAACGACCAAUAUCUGAUCGUAGCCGUUCUACCAGUACUGUACUAGAAGAAUUACAGAGACCUAAUGGUUUACCUCAGAGGGCCAACGACUUACCAAGAUACGAUGAUAAUGCCCGGCGCAAUGAACGACGCAACGAUGAUGACCCAAGGGGUUCCACACCUUCAUAUGUCCGUGGUGAAGAGCCAUUGUAUAAUAACACUAAUCGGCUAAGCUUCAUGAAUACACUUCCACAAACCAUUCUAAACGCAUCACAAAAUUCAUCUACAUCAACGACUUAUGGUACACAAUCCGAUUCGGAAUACGAAUUUUCGAAUGCAUUAUAUCGACAUGCGACCACCACCUCAAGACUGAGAAACAUGUAUCAAGAUGAUUCCACCACCGAGGAGGGGAUAGACAGCGAAACUAGUAGUUCAUCGUCAGAACAUUCGGAAGCCGAAGAUGACCAAGACGAUGACGAAGUGAUGUUCACAGGUUAUCGGCGCUGCUUUUCUCGACAAUCCACUUCCUCUCUGGAAUCUCCUAUAUUCUCUUCAUCCGACGGGGAAGACGAGGACGAUGCUGCAUCUGUUGCGACCACAGCGAGUAACAUAUCUCCACCCAGGUCCGGAACGGAUCAACAUUGGUAUAAACCUUGGUCGUGGUAUGCUAAUCACACAACCGACUCGAAAUCGACGUCAAAGACCGCUUCGCGUGAAUCAACGGUCAACGAAGUUGACAGUGACGCCACAAUAAGUAGUGGCGAUGAACUCUAUUCGUGA